This is a messenger RNA of Impatiens glandulifera, 991 nucleotides long. RefSeq names its product NDR1/HIN1-like protein 10. Gene Ontology annotation, cellular component: plasma membrane. The coding region runs from base 121 to 867 and encodes 248 amino acids. The transcript has a single exon. The record is from RefSeq and is a predicted model, not a curated record. NCBI's taxonomy places the organism in Eukaryota, Viridiplantae, Streptophyta, Magnoliopsida, Ericales, Balsaminaceae.
UUAUCAGCCGCUUCUUCUGCAACAAUUUCUACUCCAUUAAUCAUCAUCAUCUUCUUCACCAGCUCAUCCUCUCUCUCUAGAUUUCGAUCAUUAGGGUUCAUAAAGCUUCUUCCUUUCUUCAUGACCGAUCAAUCUAGACCGGCCGCCGGUUAUCCAGCUACCGGCUACCCAGCUCCCCAACCGGCCGGUUACUCAAACGCCGGCAACGCCUAUCCCUACGCCGUUCCUCCACAGACAAACCCACCUUACUAUAACCAAAACCCUUAUUAUGCUCAGCCCUACGACAAUCGCCGCGCCCUUCUCCGCCGUAUUUUCGCCAUUAUCAUCGCCACAUUUAUCAUCGCCGGCACGAUCGCGUUCAUAACUUGGCUGAUUCUCCGUCCACAUCUUCCAGAGGUUCGGAUCGAUUCGUUUUCUGUCAGCAAUUUGAAUCUUUCAUCAUCUCCAUCUUUGAUCACGGGAAACUGGGACGUUCGGUUUACUGUUCGGAACCCUAAUAAGAAAAUCAAUUUAUAUUACGAUGUAGUCAAUGCAUAUGCGUAUUACCAGGGUGAAGAACUAUCGGAUACUACUUUAGCACCUUUUUCACAGGGGAAGAAGGUCGAGACGCAAGGGAGGGCGACGCUGGCGGCAUCGUCGAAGUUCAUUGAUAAGUGGGUUAUUGAUGGGAUCAAUGGAGAGAAAAGUCGAGGUGGAAGUGUGAAUUUCAAUGUGAGAAUGUUGUCUCGAGUUCAAUUUAAGGCUGGGUUUUGGUGGGCGAGAAGGCGUUAUGUUAGGGUUUAUUGUGGAGAUUUGAUAGUUGGGUUUGGAUCAAAUGGAAACUCAGGGAACUUGACAAGUGGUGUAAGGCAAUGCAAAGUUGGUUAAUUAGUAAGUUCUUGAUUUCCUUCUUUGUUGGUUGGUUGAUUGCUGCUACUAAUGAUCGAUCAGAUCAUCUUUACCACUUACUAAUUGAAAAUUUUCAGAAAUGAAUGUUAUUAAUCUCUAUGUU